Messenger RNA from Striga hermonthica, 603 nucleotides. Lineage: Eukaryota; Viridiplantae; Streptophyta; Magnoliopsida; Lamiales; Orobanchaceae. The record is from the annotation of a GenBank genome assembly.
AUGGGCUGUUAUUUUCCUCUCUUCAUCAUCACGCAUGCAGCCAUCCUCUUCCUUUUCCCAUCCUCUCCACCUAUCACCACCGUCGCCGGAAAACCAAAUUCGUCCACUCAAACCUGCCACGACAACCCUUUGGUAACCGCCGUCUGCGAAAACGUCACGCGAACCACCGGCUACGAAUUCUGCUGCGCCACCUUCUUCAACGACAGUGGGGCCCCCACCGACACCAACAUCGACCUCGCCUACAUAGCCUUCCGCACGACCUACGCCAAGGCCAUCGACUUACUAAAUCAAAUCCUCCCGAUGAUCCCUAAAAGGAACACAAAUGAGUUAGCUGCCAUGCGGAAGUGUGCGGGUGAUUACAACCUAACCCUGUUGGCCCUGGCCACGGUGCUCGAGGACCUCGACUCCGAUACUUAUGAAGAAUUCGAUGUGCUGGCGCUUUACGCGCAAGGCAACGUUAGCUCGUGCGACAGACUUUUGAGUCGUGCUUCGUCAUCGUCGUCGUCUGCAGUUGUCCGACAAAUUAGGGAUGAGAGUGGGGUCGUUAUGAAGCUUGUUGAUAUUUGUUGCGUUGUGGCUCGGCUGUUUCAAUAUGCGGGGUAG